AUGAUUCGCCUUCUCGUCGGUGCCCUGCUGCAGGUUGCCUUUGGAAUUAACUCUUUAAAUUACUUCGCCGAACGCGUGGGGCCUCCAGCAACUGCAGCAGCAGCAGAAUCAGCAGCAGCAGCAGCAGCAGCAGCAGCUGCUGCUGCUGCUGCUGGCGCAGCAAAUGGCUGCCGACGCUGCAAAGGCGUCAGCGCUCAAGCAAUACUUCAGCUGUGGGAUCAGCAACAGCAGCAGCAGCAGCAGCAGCAACAGGAGAGCAGCAAGGUCUUGCUGGCGCCUGCUGGCGGUUUGCUGCUGCAGCGCGUGUUGCUGCUGCCUGGUGUCUAUGAUAUUUUAUUUCCUUCGCUCUUGAAGUAA
Messenger RNA from Eimeria acervulina, 357 nucleotides. RefSeq lists its product as hypothetical. The record is from RefSeq and is a predicted model, not a curated record. The transcript is spliced from 2 exons. NCBI's taxonomy places the organism in Eukaryota, Apicomplexa, Conoidasida, Eucoccidiorida, Eimeriidae. The coding region runs from base 1 to 357 and encodes 118 amino acids.